This is a messenger RNA of Aspergillus ochraceoroseus IBT 24754, 360 nucleotides long. RefSeq lists its product as uncharacterized. The transcript is spliced from 2 exons. Lineage: Eukaryota; Fungi; Ascomycota; Eurotiomycetes; Eurotiales; Aspergillaceae. The coding region runs from base 1 to 219 and encodes 72 amino acids. The record is from RefSeq and is a predicted model, not a curated record.
AUGGCUCUUUGGUAUAACUGGUCGUCUCCUGCCGUGCUCAUUGGGUUUCCUUCGUGGCGCCAUAUUUGGCUAAUCUUUGACCAGGCUGCGGACGCAGUACUGGAGGAACCGAUAUCUGAUGAGAGGCAGAGCCAAAAAGAUUUGUCUGUGGCGGAGAAUACUGGCGCCGUCAGCGUGUUUGGGGAGCAAAGCACAAAAGGUACUUCAAACCUGAUAUAACAGGGCUGAGGUUACGUAGUGGGCCGUGCUUUCUUGUUCUUUUUCUUUUUGGCUUUUUUAUAGGUGGUAGAUAUAGCAAAACCCAAUGCAACACGGGAACGUCACUUGAGUGCAUGCCUUCCUGUUCAACUGCAAAAUGUU